Emiliania huxleyi CCMP1516 is the source of this 429-nucleotide messenger RNA. RefSeq lists its product as hypothetical. The record is from RefSeq and is a predicted model, not a curated record. The transcript has a single exon. NCBI's taxonomy places the organism in Eukaryota, Haptophyta, Isochrysidales, Noelaerhabdaceae. Gene Ontology annotation, molecular function: peptidyl-prolyl cis-trans isomerase activity. The annotation marks the transcript as partial. Gene Ontology annotation, biological process: protein peptidyl-prolyl isomerization.
CGUUUCCGGCAGUUGGUCAACUCCAAAUUCUUUGACGGCUGCGCAAUCUUCCGCGUCAUCCCUGGCGUGGUGCUGCAGUUCGGCCUUUCGAGCAAUCGUACACUGCAGGCGCAGUGGGAUGCGCAGCCGCUAUCCGACGAGGCGGUGGCUCACCCCGACUGGAACAUCCGCGGCUCGGUCGCGUUUGUCGCCUCGGACACUUCGCCUCGUGGCACGCAGCUGAUCAUUAACUUGGACGACAACCCCAACUUGGACGACAAAGGCUACGUCCCGAUUGGCCGCGUUGUCUUCGGCAUGCCAACACUUGCCUCCGUCUACUCUGGCUACCGAGACCGACCGCAGCAGGCUGAGAUCCGAAAGCGCGGCGGUGAGUACUUGCAGAGCGAGUUCCCGCGCCUCUCGCGCAUCGUGUCGGUGCGGCAGGUAGCC